AUGUCCUCUGAUCAACUCCGCGUCCUCACCCUCAACUGCUGGGGCUUGAAGUACGUCGCCAAAAACAGGACAGAGCGCGUCAAAGCCAUCGCUGCUGAGCUUUCACGCCUCGACCACGAUAUCAUCGCCCUCCAAGAGAUCUGGGUCUUUGCUGACUAUCAGCAUGUCCGCGAAAGCCUUCUGAAGCGACUACCAUAUGCCAAAUUCUUCUACAGCGGCGCAUUAGGCUCAGGAUUAGCUUUAUUCUCCCGUUUCCCAAUACUGGGAUCGUCGGUGCACCCCUAUUCGCUGAAUGGAACACCAAUCGACGUCGGUGGGGGAGAUUGGUUCGUCGGCAAAGCCGCCGUGAGCAUCAUUGUCUCUCACCCAAUCCUCGGCCAAUUGCAGGUGUUCAACACGCAUCUCUACGCGAAAGGCGGGGAAGACGGGCCCGAACAUAACAGGGCACACCGACUAGUCAACGCUUGGGAGUUUUCUAAACUCGCGCGGCAGGCAGCGGAACUGGGCCGCUAUGUUAUUGCCGUCCGCCUUUUCCUCUUCAUCUCACACUCCAAACUAACCUUUCAUUCAAAGGCGGGAGACUUCAAUAGCAUCCCUGAUUCAUUGCCAAUGGCUGUGAUCAACGAAUAUGCUGCUCUAAACGACUCCUGGGCCGUCUCCCAUCCAACUUCACCCACAAUAUCCUCCCCCUCUGCCCUUGAAGCCAUCACACACUUCGGCGUCACCGCAGACUCGCCAUUGAACACCUACUCUGCUGGAAAACCCAUCGGCCCCUAUGCGCGAAAAUUCCUUGGCAAACGACUUGACUAUAUCCUCUACCGCCAACCAAUCCGACCGCAAACCCGACCCGACGAGCCAAUACCGCUCCUCAAGUGCACAGAAUGCAAUGUUGUCCUCACGGAAAAAGUACCGGGCCGCGAAUUUUCGUAUUCAGACCACUUUGGGCUGGAGUCUACGUUAGAAAUACGGACAGGCACGCAGGCGCCUGUUGACCUCGGUGAAUCGCACAACGUGUGGUCUGGUGGGGCGCCAGCCUCUUCGUCUGAGCUAUCCGGAGAGUCGGUGGCGACCGCACUACAAGCCUUGGCUGCACGCUAUCGCUUCACCAAACAACGAGCCCGGAAAGAGAUGUCAAUAUUUGCGCUCUGUGUCCUCAUUCUUGUUAUUCUGGUUGUGGGCUCGCCUUGGCUCCCCCAUGCGUGGAUUAACCCCAUAUUCCUGCUGUUCACAGUCUUCAUCGCGUGGCUGGGCACAACGAUGCUAUACGAGGGCUUCUUGUUCGGCAACUGGGAGUGCAAUGCGCUGAUGAACACCAUCGAGGAGUUGGAGAUUUAUAAGAACAGCUUGGAGAUCCAUCGUAGUUGA
Mycena indigotica is the source of this 1365-nucleotide messenger RNA. Its product is annotated as Endo/exonuclease/phosphatase domain-containing protein. Gene Ontology annotation, cellular component: cytoplasm. The coding region runs from base 1 to 1365 and encodes 454 amino acids. The record is from RefSeq and is a predicted model, not a curated record. Gene Ontology annotation, molecular function: sphingomyelin phosphodiesterase activity. NCBI's taxonomy places the organism in Eukaryota, Fungi, Basidiomycota, Agaricomycetes, Agaricales, Mycenaceae. The transcript has 4 exons.